Messenger RNA from Schistosoma intercalatum, 486 nucleotides. NCBI's taxonomy places the organism in Eukaryota, Metazoa, Platyhelminthes, Trematoda, Strigeidida, Schistosomatidae. The record is from the annotation of a GenBank genome assembly.
AUGAAAGUACAACUCAUGAGAAUAAAUGAAAUUUCAUCAUCAUCAUCAUCAUCAUCAUCAUCAUCAUCAUCAUCAUCAUCAUCAUCAUCAUCAUCAUCAUCAUCAUCAUCAUCAUCAUCAUCAUCAUCAUCAUCAUCAUCAUCAUCAUCAUCAUCAUCAUCGUCAUCAUCCAAAGCAUCAUCAUCAUCAUCAUCAUCAUCAUCCAAAGCAUCAUCAUCAUCAUCAUCAUCAUCAUCAUCAUCAUCAUCAUCAUCAUCAUCAUCAUCAUCAUCAUCAUCAUCAUCAUCAUCAUCAUCAUCAUCAUCAUCAUCAUCAUCAUCAUCAUCAUCAUCAUCAUCAUCAUCAUCAUCAUCAUCAUCAUCAUCAUCAUCAUCGUCAUCAUCCGAAGCAUCAUCAUCAUCAUCAUCGUCAUCAUCCGAAGCAUCAUCAUCAUCAUCAUCAUCAUCAUCAUCCGAAGCAUCAUCAUCAUCAUCAUCAUCAUCUUGA